This is a messenger RNA of Aspergillus pseudotamarii, 3144 nucleotides long. RefSeq names its product Alpha/Beta hydrolase protein. The record is from RefSeq and is a predicted model, not a curated record. NCBI's taxonomy places the organism in Eukaryota, Fungi, Ascomycota, Eurotiomycetes, Eurotiales, Aspergillaceae. The transcript has 10 exons. Gene Ontology annotation, biological process: borate transport; monoatomic anion transport; monoatomic ion homeostasis. Gene Ontology annotation, molecular function: borate efflux transmembrane transporter activity; solute:inorganic anion antiporter activity; catalytic activity. The coding region runs from base 145 to 3144 and encodes 999 amino acids. Gene Ontology annotation, cellular component: plasma membrane; fungal-type vacuole.
GGCCGUUGUGCAAAUGAUGGGUGCUUUCCCAUGGAGCCCGCGGAGACGGAUCCUACUACUUAAUGCAGCUCAACCCCUCGCGGGCCAUUGUUGAUUAUUACACGAUAUACUUCAUCCUGUGUGUUAUUCCUCGAUCGCAGCAACAUGUCUUCCUCUACUACACUUGACAAAAUCAACGUUGUCAACGACCCUCGGAUCCGUCGCUGCUCUGCCGCCAUCAAUGGCAAGACAUAUGGAUAUCUCCUCGCCGAGCCUGAGGGCGGCUUUACUCGCACGGUCUUCUUGAUUCACGGUUUCCCAGACUUGUCCAUGGGAUGGAGAUACCAGAUUCCUGUCUUUCUCAAACUUGGCUUCCGCGUCGUUGCUGUUGACUGUAUUGGAUAUGGGCGAUCAGAUGCACCAACUGGGUCUCUCGAUGCCUAUUCCUACAAGUCGCAUGCCGACGACUUGGCCGAACUUGGAAAGCAACUCGGCUGCGAGAAUAUCGUUCUCGCCGGUCAUGACUGGGGCUCGGUGAUUGCCUCCCGUUUUGCUCUCUACCACCCUUCUUUCAUUACCCAUCUCAUUCUCUUCGUUGUCCCAUAUCUCCCUCCCUCGCCGAAAUACAUUGAUACGGCAGAUCUCGCCAAGAUCGUCCCCACAGUUGGGUACCAACUGCAAUUCGGCAGCGCAGAAGGUGUGGUUGAGUCCCAUACUCAAGAGAAGGAAGGUAUCCGUGCUUUCCUCAAUGGCCUGUACGGUGGGGCCACUCCUGAAGGCAAAUUUGCCAUGGACUCAACCCGCGGUUUUGACUUCGAGGUGGCCACCAAGCUGGGUCAUACAAGAUUGCUCAGUGAGGAAGAACUGAAGUAUUACGUAGAGGAGUACUCGAGAAAUGGACUCCAAGGACCUUGCAACUACUACCGUAUUCGCCAACAAAGCUGGACGAAUGAGCAGUCCCUCCUGGCCCAGGGCAAAGAGGCGAUCUCAAUCAAGUGCCCCGUGCUUUACGUUCAUGCGCUUGCUGACCUUGUGGUCAACUCGGAGAUGCCCAAAGCCAUGGUACCAUUCGUGCCAAAUCUCACUGUGAAAGAAGUCGAGGCAGGGCAUUGGGCUCUGUGGCAGAAACCAGCGGAGGUUAAUGCCUUUGUGACGGAGUGGCUGCAGCAGCAGGGACUUGUUGACUCAUCUAAGCUUCGACAAGAAAUCACCCCUCAUUGGCUUACGCCCCCAAGAAGGCGGGAUGAGCGAGAACAAAGCGACAUUCAUGACGCCGUGGUUGAGGAAAGUGACGAUGCACAUUCCAUUAUAACCCCUUCAAAGCAUACCCCAAAGGCGUUUCGAGUCUUACGCGGCUCUGUAUCGGCUGGUGGGCCUCUGCGUCCUUUUCGAUUGGUGAAGCAGGAUAUCAUCAACCUGCGCCGGCGAUAUGUUUCGGAUUGGACUAUAUUCAACCAAUUGAUCUUCGCUAGCGCGGUAUAUGUAUUCUUUACCAAUCUCCUCCCGGGGAUCACUUUUGCCAGUGACUUGUAUGUCUUGACUGGCAAGACAUGGGGAACGAUUGAGGUUGUGCUUAGUACGGGACUCUGUGGAAUUGUCUUCUCUUUGUAUGCUGUGCCCUUCCUCCCUUUCAUGGCAUGGUCUUUGAUUCAUGCAGCCUGGUUGCAUUAUAUAUUAGCCAUAAUCAAUGCCCACGACUGGACUAUGCGCUAUGUGACAACAUUCGCCACAGAAAUCUUCUCUCUCUUGAACAGCAUUAUAUAUUUCCACAAGGCCAUCCAGGAGCUUGAAAGAGCACACGACACUCUCUCAUUCGCUGCUUUCCUAUACGCGGUAAUCGGCGCCGUCGGAACCAUGCUCUUCGCCAUCUUUCUCUCCACAGCCGAGAGUUGGAAACCUUUAUUCCAUCGCUACAUCCGAAUGGGGCUCACGGAGUACGCCGCUGCCAUAUCUAUCAUCGUCUUCAUCGCCAUGCCCCAUAUCGGCGAAUUGGCACACCUUGAUAAGAUGACUCUUCCCGUCAGUAGCUCCUUCAAACCUACAUCACCAGACCGUGACAAGUUUUUCGUCGAGUUCUGGACCUUACCCGUCGGAUGGGUCUUCGCCGCCAUAGUUCCAGGAGUCAUAAUCACCAUCCUCUUCUUUUUCGAUCACGAAGUAAGCUCCAUCAUAUGCACAAUCGACAGAUACGGCACCCGCAAACCCGGCGGCUUCGCAUGGGACAUCAUCCUGCUGGGCACAACAACUGCUCUCUGCGGAAUCCUGGGCAUCCCACCCGCCAACGGCCUCUUGCCCCAGGCUCCCCUGCAUUCCGAAUCACUCAUGCAUUCGGAGCGAGAACAGCGCACCGUCGUGACAGAUGGCGAAGAGAAAGUUGAGACGCACGAAGUUAAGCGCGUUUACGAACAGCGCUGGUCCUCUUUCUUGCACGCAGGGGCUAUCCUUCUUUUCGUCAGUCCGCCGUUCAUGAAAGUCCUCGGCUUAACGCCGACGAGUGUUCUCGCCGGUUUAUUCAUGUUCAUGGGUGAGCAGAGCUUAUCGGUCAACCCUAUAUUAUACCGAACCUUUUAUCUUCUUACCCCUCCAUCUGAACUCCCGUCUUUACCAUCUUCUCUUGCGAAGAAACCAGGGGAUCCGGAUCUUAAUGACAGUAGCACUCCACCACGUCCCUCUUACAUCCCCAUCCACCUAUAUACUAUCCUACAGAUCGUCAUCACGGUGGCUAUCUUCAUCGUCACCCUGACGCGAGGUGCUCCCGCCUUCCCCGUUUUAAUCGUGGCUCUUGUUCCCUUCCGCCUACUAGUAAUGAAACGCUGGUGGCCGCGCGAGGUCCUCCGCUUUGUCGAUGCCUGGGCUUGUAGAGAAGGUACUCCUGAGGACGAUGAAGAUGCAGAGGCAAAGAAGGAUGAGCUUAGCGGCGACGAUAUCACCGGUCGUGCCGGUCUGGGUACCGAGGCAGUUGGGACCUUUUCCUCGCAGUUAGAUGAAUCCAGGCGUAAGCCAUCUGGGACGCAUCCUGGAGCGCCAGCUGUGAUAUCUAGAUCUACGUCUCAUCCGGGUGAGGUUGAUAUUGCGGAUAGGAGUGACUCUGGACAGGAGUGGGUGGAACUUGAGUAUCGGACGCGACAAGACGAGGAAUUGGGUCGGUCGAUCAAGGGGUGUUGA